Molecule: messenger RNA, 1665 nt
Organism: Melampsora larici-populina 98AG31
Lineage: Eukaryota; Fungi; Basidiomycota; Pucciniomycetes; Pucciniales; Melampsoraceae
Exons: 10
Biological process (GO): amino acid metabolic process
Molecular function (GO): carboxy-lyase activity; pyridoxal phosphate binding
Source: RefSeq, a predicted model, not a curated record
AAUAGGAUUGCACAAUAUUAUGAGAGAUUAGGAAAUCUACCGGUGGCUUCUUUAUCCGAACCAGGAGAUGUGAAAGCUUUAGUUUCAGGAAAACCUCCUUUGAAAGGUGUGCCAUUCGAUGAGAUAUCCGACGACUUUGAAAAAAUAAUCCUACCUGGGAUUACACAUUGGCAGCAUCCAUCAUUUUUUGCGCUAUAUCCAGCAAACUCCACUUUCGAAUCUAUCAUUGCAGACAUGUACUCUGCAGCCGUGAAUAACCCUGGAUUCAACUGGUCUUGCUCUCCAGUCACAACCGACCUCGAGGUGGUAAUGAUGGAUUGGGUUGCCGAGCUCUUGGGGCUUGGUGAAAUCUACAAGUCAGCUUCCAAAAAAGGAGGGGGGACAAUAGUGGGUACCGCUUCAGAAGCUUGCUUGACUGUAGCCAUAGCAGCCAGAGAAAGGACCUUGAGAUACGAGUCUUCCAGGAUGUUUCCAAAAAUGAAAGAAUUACGUCUCUCAGACUUGAGCGACAUCGAAGUUCCACCUGUAGCUGGAAGAGUGCAUCUAACAGCCAGGGAACGCUCUGAGUUUACCGGAAAAUUGGUGAUGUAUGGAACCAGUGAGACUCAUAGUAUGGGAGAAAAGUCAGCUCUCGUACUUGGUCUUCGAUGGAGACCUUUGCCAGUCAAGAGUCAGGAUGGAUGGAGUUUGAGAGGGGAUACCUUACGUCAAGCUCUGGAGGAUGACGUUGCCAAUGGAUUAAUUCCAUGCAUGCUAGUUGCAACUCUAGGUACCACAAACGCAGGCGCGAUGGACACACUUGAUGAAAUAGUAGAAGUUGCAAAAGAUUAUCCAACUUUAUGGAUUCAUGUGGACGCAGCUUGGGCAGGAGUAUAUCUAAGCUUACCUGAAUAUAGAUCAAACCUAUACCUCGAUACGAUCAAUCAAGACCAUCACAUACUCAAAACACCUCCAGGUGUUGUGAAUAGUUUUUGUACAAACUUUCAUAAAUCUGGUUUAGUUUCUUUUGAUUGUAGUACUUUCUUUAUCAGAGAUAGAAGCUCCUUAACCGAGGCUCUUGAACUCACUCCUCAUUAUUUGAAAUCAAAGGAAGGAGAUUCAAAUGUCAAUCUGGAUUUCCGAAAUUGGGGAAUUCCUUUAGGACGUCGAUUUAGAUCUUUAAAACUUUACUUCGUUUUAAGAUCCUUUGGUGUAGAAGGAUUUCAAAAUGAAUUAAGACGUACUAUAGAUUUAACAAACUAUUUUGGAAAGUUAAUAAAACAAGAUGAUUGGUUUGAAACUGUUCAAGAGAAUUCAUUAGCGCUUGCAAUCUUUAGAAUGAAACCACCUCAAGGAUACCUAGAAACCAAUCAAUCUAAUCAUUCAAAUCAAAAGACUUCUCAAGCUAAUCAAAUCAUUGAUGCUCUUAAUCAAAGACUUGGUUUAUUGGUACAAGCUACCAACAAGAUCAGUCUUACUUCAACCAUCUUAGAUGACAAAUUUUGUUUUCGUUUGGCUAUCGGUAGAAUGUCAGAAAAGUUUCACAUUGAUGAAGCUUUUAAAUUGUUUCAAGAUUGUUUAGAGACUUUAAAAUUAGAAUUAAAACUUGAUGAACUUCUUUCUAAGAUUGAAAUCAAUGAAGGUCUUGAUCAUGAACUUGAUCCAAUGGGAAUUUCAGAGAAGUGA